Lutzomyia longipalpis is the source of this 1387-nucleotide messenger RNA. RefSeq lists its product as uncharacterized. Lineage: Eukaryota; Metazoa; Arthropoda; Insecta; Diptera; Psychodidae. Gene Ontology annotation, cellular component: transcription regulator complex; nucleus. Gene Ontology annotation, biological process: regulation of transcription by RNA polymerase II. Bases 70 to 849 code for a protein of 259 amino acids. The transcript is spliced from 2 exons. The record is from RefSeq and is a predicted model, not a curated record.
AUCACUCAUUCACGUAGUUGAGAAGACGCGAAUUUUGUCCAAAAUAAAAAGAGAAUCUUCAGCAAAAAAAUGCGUUCUGUGCGCAAUGAGAAUCCUGAUGAUAAAUUCGUGUGCCUCCUGAAGGCCAAUAGUUGCCUCUGGGAUCCCAAUCAUAAGGAUUACAAGAAUACAGCGGUAAGGCAGCGAGCUUGGAAGUAUGUUGCUGAACGGGCUAGUUGGUCAGUUCCCAAAUGUAGGAAUAAGUACAAAGAAUUGAGAGAUAAGUAUCGGAAUGAGAUUCGAGGGAAACGAGCUGUCAAUGGUGGGGAAUCUGUCGCGAAGCAAUUGGACUUUUUGAGGAAAUCCUUCAAGAAUCUUCCCAUUGUGAGCACAACAACAGCGUCGAAGGAUCUCAACGUUCAUGUUAAUUCAUCUGUGCGAUCUCUGAGAUCUACUCCAUGUAUUCAGCAAAGCGAUCAAACUGUGGUGGAUCCCCUUUUUCUCGAUAUGGAUCAACUCUCUAAUGCCUCCUUGAAGAUUGAGGACUUUCCCAGCGAUCUGGCAUCAUUGAGGAUCUUAGAUCCAACGGAAGUCUUUGUAAAUGGCUCAAAGGAAGUUCCCGAAAAAAAUGAGGAGUUUGAUGAGAUGCCUUUGGUGUGUCCUCUGAGGACAAAGGGGGCACGAAAGGAAACAGAUGAAGCAAGAAUUCCUGCAGUUGUACCGCAGAGUAGUCAACAGAGCUACCAACCAUCGGGAUUUGCUCUGGCGAUAGAUGAAAAGUUGAAACUUUUGCCACCCAGAGAGAGGAAUCUUCUGGAGAAGAAGAUCUUUGUCCUCGUUGCAGAUGAAGUUGAUAAGAUAUUUCAAUAAAUUCUCGCAGAAUUUAUAGAAUAUGAGACAAUUGGCAAUUUCUCUCGUAUUUUUUUUUUAUUAAAUGAAUUUUCAUUAAGAUUUAGAUCUUUAGCGUAUGUAAUUAAGAAUAAGUACAAAAGACAAUUUAUAUCAAUAUUAUAGACUAGUCAGAUAGAUUUAAUUUUUAUCUUUUUUUCAUUCAAUUAAAAAAAAUUAUUUUAGAAUUAAUUUAAAUUUAUUCUGAUGCAAUUUCAUUAUUCAAAACAUGUUCCUCUGUAAAGUUGAAAUUCUUUCACAUGGGAACAAGGUAUUAAAUGCCAUUUAUAUAAUGUUUAAGAAAAUAUAAAAUGUACAAUUUAUAAAUAUUUUCAAGUUUUAUAAACAAGUUUCAAGUGCAAGCAAUGGGAAGGAGAAUAAUCUUCACAAAACUGGAGUAAGUUUGAGAAUUUAAUUCAUCUUGAGAUAAACAAACAACUAUGUAUAACUUUAUCUAUUUUAUUGGAUUGUAAAUAAAAUAUUUUUUUCUUCAAUAAACUUUUUUUUUCAAUUAAAUAAA